This is a messenger RNA of Brassica oleracea var. oleracea, 2646 nucleotides long. Its product is annotated as exocyst complex component SEC15B. Gene Ontology annotation, cellular component: exocyst; membrane. Lineage: Eukaryota; Viridiplantae; Streptophyta; Magnoliopsida; Brassicales; Brassicaceae. Gene Ontology annotation, biological process: intracellular protein transport; exocytosis; Golgi to plasma membrane transport. The transcript has a single exon. The record is from RefSeq and is a predicted model, not a curated record. Bases 80 to 2464 code for a protein of 794 amino acids.
CACAUUGCACACACCAAAUCAAUUGGUAGUCCAAAUCCAAAACUCCUCCUGCCCCCCUCCUCCUUCGCUGUACGCAAUAAUGCAUUCACCGAAACCACGGCGCAAACCGGGUCCCACAACAGCCGGAGCGGACUCGGGGGAGAAGCUGGACGAACUCCUGAUAUCCUCCGCGAUCUGUAACGGCGAGGAUUUAGGACCGUUUGUGCGGAAAACGUUCGGGACGGGGAAACCAGAGACUCUCCUCCACCAUCUCAAGUUGUUCGCUCGAUCCAAAGAAUCAGAGAUCGAAGAAGUCUGCAAAGCUCACUAUCAAGACUUCAUCAACGCCGUUGACGAUCUCAAGUCGCUUCUCUCCGAUGUCGAAUCUCUCAAAUCCUCUCUCUCCGAUUCCAAUUCCAAGCUCCAAUCCAUCGCUGCCCCGCUCCUCUCGUCUCUCGAUUCGCUCGUCGAGGCGCAGACCGUCUCAAGGAACGUCGAUCUGGCGAUUAGAGCCUUGACGCACUGCGUUCGUGUGAUGGAGCUUGUCUCUCGAGCUAAUCAGCAUCUCCAGAGCGGGAGUUUCUACCUGGCGCUGAAGUGCGUGGACUCGAUUGAGAGCGACUUCUUGGAGAAGACGCAGUCGUCCACUUUGAAGCGGAUGCUGGAGAAGAGGAUCCCUCAGAUUCGAGGCUAUGUCGAGAGGAAGGUGAGCAAGGAGUUAGGUGAUUGGCUGGUGGAGAUUCGCGUGGUGAGCCGGAAUCUUGGUCAGUUAGCGAUCGGUGAAGCUUCUGCUGCUCGUCAGCGAGAGGAGGAGCUUAGGAUGAAGCAGAAGGAAGCAGAGGAGCAGAGCAGACUCAGUCUCCGCGACUGCGUCUACGCUCUAAAGGAAGAAGAAGACGAUGAUGAGUAUGAGUCUGGCCUUGAAGGCAGUGAUGCCUUUGAUUUGACUCCGCUCUAUAGAGCUUACCACAUUCAUCAGUCACUCUCGCUUGAAGAUAGGUUCAAGCGUUACUACUUUGAUAACAGGGAGCUUCAGCUUAAGUCUGACUCUCAGGUCUCUUCCAUGACUCCGUUUCUCGAGUCUCAUCAGACGUUUUUCGCGCAGAUUGCUGGGUUUUUCAUUGUCGAAGAUAGGGUUUUGAGGACCGGAGGAGGGUUGAUUUCGAGGCAGGAAGUUGAGUUUCUGUGGGAUCUUGCUGUUGGUAACAUGUGUGCUGUGUUGGAGGAUCAGUUCUCUAGGAUGCAGACGGCUAAUCAUCUCUUGUUGAUUAAGGAUUACGUGAGCUUGUUAGGGGUGAGUCUACGUAGGUAUGGAUACACUGUUGACGCCCUUCUCGAAGUGUUGAGCAAGCAUAGGGACAAGUAUCACGAGCUGUUGUUGUCUGAUUGUCGUAAACAGAUGAUAGAAGCCUUGGCUGCAGAUAAGUUUGAGCAGAUGCUGAUGAAGAAAGAGUAUGAGUAUUCCAUGAAUGUGCUCUCUUUCCAGUUGCAGACAUCGGAUAUUGCGCCCGCGUUCCCUUACAUUGCUCCGUUUUCAACCACAGUGCCGGAUUGUUGCAGGAUUGUGCGGUCUUUUAUCGAGGAUUCGGUUAGUUUCAUGUCUCAUGGAGGUCAGCUUGAUUUCUAUGAUGUUGUUAAGAAGUAUCUGGAUAGGCUUCUAGGGGAAGUUCUCGACGAGGCUCUGUUGAAGCUGAUUAACACAUCGGUUCAUGGAGUUUCUCAGGCGAUGCAGGUUGCAGCAAACAUGUCUGUGUUUGAGCGUGCUUGUGAUUUCUUCUUCCGUCACGCUGCACAGCUCUCAGGAGUUCCGUUGAGAAUGGCGGAGAGAGGUAGAAGACAUUUCCCAUUAACUAAAUCCCAAAACGCUGCGGAAGAUACACUCUCGGGAUUGCUUAAGAAGAAGAUAGACGGGUUCAUGACAUUGAUCGAGAAUGUGAACUGGACAAGCGACGAUGUUCCACAAGGCGGGAACGAGUACAUGAACGAAGUAAUAAUCUACUUAGAGACUUUGGUCUCCACCGCGCAACAGAUAUUACCUGCUAAAGUCCUGAAAAGGGUUUUGCGCGAUGUCCUCGCUCACAUCUCUGAGAGAAUCGUCGGAACGUUAUGUGGGGAUAUAGUGAAAAGACUGAGCAUGGCUGCAAUCAAAGGAGUUGAUGUGGAUAUUCAGUUGCUGGAAUCUUUUACAGAACAACUAAAGCCAUUGCUCACGGACAGAGAAGCGAAAGAGAUGAAAACAGCUUUUGUCGAGAUGAGACAGUUGAUAAACUUGCUUCUGAGUAGUCACCCUGAGAAUUUUGUGAACCCUGUGAUCAGAGAAAGAAGCUACAACGCUUUGGAUUACAGGAAAGUAGCGGCGGUGUCUGAGAAACUCAGAGAUCCAUCAGAUAGUAUCUUCGGGACGUUUGGAACAAGAGGGUCGAGGCAAAACCCAAAGAACAAAUCGUUAGACACGUUAAUAAAGAGAUUGAAGGAUGUGAGCUGAUGAUGAUGAUGAUUUGAGCACAAACACACACGAUGCGUAAGAUAUGAUUGUUUCUCUCCUUUGUUUUGUCUUUUGCCGUAUUUCUUUGUUAAAUAUAUGAUUUGCUUAAUACUACUUCAUUGUUGAUGAUUCGUUGGUCUCUGAGUUAAAGGCAAAUAAACGCAAAACUGUUUUCACCCCAA